ACCUGAAGAUGCUGCAGUGCUACCGCUGCCGGCAGUGGUUCCACGAAGCCUGCACCCAGUGCCUCAGCGACCCCAUGAUGUUUGGAGACCGGUUCUAUGUGUUUUUCUGCUCCGUAUGCAACCAGGGACCUGAAUACAUCAAGCGCCUGCCCUUGAGAUGGGUGGAUGUCGUCCAUCUCGCCCUCUACAACCUGGGCGUGCAGAGCAAGAAGAAGUACUUUGACUUUGAGGAGAUCUUGGCCUUCGUGAACCAGCACUGGGAUCCGCUGCAGCUUGGGAAGCUGACAGGCACCCCCAUCUCCGAGCGCGGCCCCCACCUCCUCAACGCUCUCAACAGCUAUAAAAGCAGGUUUCUGUGUGGGAAGGAAAUCAAAAAGAAGAAAUGCAUCUUUCGCCUGCGGAUCCGUGUCCCGCCGAACCCCCCCAGCAAGGUGCUGCCAGAGAAAGCCCCCGGCGUGAGCGAGAGCGGCUCCUGUGAGCUGAAAAAGAAGGGAAAAAGCAAAUACGUCCAUAAGGACAGCCUGCUGCCGCGGCAGCUCCAGCAGCAGAAGCGGCGAGCGGCGCGGCGCAAGAGGGCCAAGUUCCUGCUGGAGGACGCCAUUCCCAGCAGUGACUUCACCUCUGCCUGGAGCACCAACCACCACCUGGCCAGCAUCUUUGACUUCACACUGGAUGAAAUUCAGAGCCUGAAAAGUGCCAGCUCGGGACAGACGUUCCUAUCGGACGUGGACUCCACGGAUGCUGCCAGCACCUCGGGCUCGGCCACCACAAGCCUCUCCUACGAGUCCAGGUGAGGGCGGUGCCCCUUGACCCCUUCCAGAGGGGUCCCGGUGGCACGGCCAGGGCAGGGGGGGCAAGGGGCUGCCCCUCUUCCCCCGCAGUCCCCUCGUGUCCCGCCACAGGGGUGUCCCGCAUCGGGAAGCCUGUCCUCCCUGCCUCCCCAACCGGACGACGGCAUCGACAGCCACACCUUCGAGAGCAUCAGCGAGGACGACUCCUCGCUCUCCCACCUCAAGUCCUCCAUCAGCAGCUACUUCGGGGCGGCGGGCAGGCUGGUCUGCGGCGAGAAGUACCAAGUGCUGGCGCGACGGGUGACGCUGGAGGGGAAGGUGCAGUACCUGGUGGAGUGGGAAGGCACGACCCCAUACUGAGCCCCGCCAGGCCCCUAAACCUCUCCCGGAGCCACACCGGAGGAGAUCGGGAUGGUGGGGAGACCCUCGCCGUGAAGCAGAGGAGGGGUGCUGGCCUGCGGGGAGGGCUGGGACCCCGCCACGCUGGGGGUCCCGGCUGGGCCGGCUCCACGGGAACCUCCACGGGUGGAGGCAGCGCCCAAGCCGGUGCCAUGAGGGGUGAAACCCGCAGCCUCGCCCCUGGAUUUUUUUUUCUAUUUUAACUAUUGUUAUUUUAUUGGCUGUGUAUAUGCAAAGAGCGUGGCCCAGCUGCGCUUUCCUGCUGGAGCCUUUGGCUGAGCCCGAGGCACCAUCGCAGGGGUGGUAAGAGCAGUGAGGUCUGGCCUUUCCAGGAGGGUUCCCCCGGCACUGCUGGGCACCCCCUGGGGAAGCCCCUUUGGGGGGAACCCCACAACGUGCUCACGCAGACGGAUGUCGUGCCGGUGGCCGGCACAGCCUGACUUAUCCCCACGUCCAAGCCUUACAGAGCAGACUCGAGGGGGUCCUGCUGCUAAAGCCAGAAGCACCUCGCUCACCCGUGCUUUCACAGCCCGUCCCUGUGCCCAUAGGGAAACGUUGGGCGACUCUCUCCAGAGCCGGUGUACGGCCUUUUCCUCCUCCUCAUAAAUCCUUUCGUUAAGGGAAUGUGGUUUGGUUUAAGUGAGGGGAAAAUGCCCCAUAAACAGCCCACAUGUGGCCAGCUUUUGUGGCCACGGGGCAGAUGUAUGUGGUUGCUCUCGUCCGGCGACCUGGACUGUGUGUGAUGAUGCGCCAGCUUCGCUUCCCUGUUCUGACAAUCACGGUCUUGGAAGAGAUCGGCCUGAAGAUACGCCCUUGCCUUAAAACCACCGUGGGCAUUUCACAGACCGGAGCCCGAGGCCUUUGUUCCCACAGGAAUCUUCGUCUUGAAUGUGCCAAACGAUCAGACAAACCAAAAAAAGGCCGAAGAGGACAGCGGGGGCAGGGGGAGGAGGUUGUCCUGGGGUCCCUGCGGCCAUCCCCGUGGCCUCGUGGCCGCGCUCUCUGGUGCUGGCGUAGCCUCGGUGUUUGUGAGCACGGGGGGGUCGGUUUGUGUGUGGAAGAGAAGGAGCAGCCCCCCUCUUUGACUAAAGCAAUACUGCCAGGUUAUUCAGGAGCAAAGCAGCUCUUUUUUUAAAAAAAUUCUAAUAUCAUCAGACAUAUUUGUUAGAUUUUUUUUUUUCUAAGAGAGAGAGAUAUAUAUAUUUUUAAUGUUGUCCUCCUCAUCUCUUCCCCAUCGCCACUGUGGCUGUCCCAUGGGGACAGAGGGUGGGCGAUGCUGGGGGGGCUGCCUGGCCCUGCUCUGUCAGCGCACCCAGUCCCUCCGGCCCCCUCGUUGUUCCUGCGUGUGCUCGCAGGAUCUGCCGACCCCAGGGCGAAUUGAAAAGGUUGUUUUACUGCGAAAGUACUUAAGAAAAAUUCAUUGGUGUAAUUGGCACGAGGGAGCAGGUGACGUUUGCAAACCAGAGGCCAAAGUGUGGCCCUUAAAAAUAAACUGCUCCAGCUACCGCUAAAAUAACGUCGUGGGACGCCCGGGAAGGGGGUUACCAGAUGUUUAAAUUCCUCCAGCAGGCACCAGGCCCCUGCGAGGUGCCAGCGCCUCACAUGGGCCGUGGUUUGGG
Messenger RNA from Athene cunicularia (burrowing owl), 2809 nucleotides. It is a transcript of the gene PHF19, whose product is annotated as PHD finger protein 19. Lineage: Eukaryota; Metazoa; Chordata; Aves; Strigiformes; Strigidae. Gene Ontology annotation, molecular function: chromatin binding; DNA binding. Gene Ontology annotation, cellular component: nucleus. Gene Ontology annotation, biological process: chromatin organization; regulation of DNA-templated transcription. The transcript has 9 exons. The record is from RefSeq and is a predicted model, not a curated record.